AUGAGGGAGAUGAAAUUAGUUUUUCCUUUAGGUGUUUGCUCUCGCUCUCAGAGAGUAAUUGCAACGUUUUUCUUCUUAUUUUUUGCUUAUAUUGUUAUUGGAUUAUUGAUUGAUUUGUUUUGUGAUCUGUCUGUCCAAGGAGGGGGGCAUAGGGGGCAACGUAAGCAGGAUGUGGAACUAAGAGUGAGGACUUGGAACAUAGGCACAUUACAAGCCAAGUCGUUGGAGUUGGCGAUUGAACUUUCUAAAUACAAGAUUCAAGUGGCUUGCGUUCAGGAAACUAGGUGGAAGAGACAAAAAGCAAGCGUUUUAAAAGGUUAUAAGCUAUGGUAUGCAGGUUUGGAUAGAAAGCGAAGUGGAGUCAGUAUUCUUGUAGCUAAUGAUAUCCUAAAGCAAGUGGUAGAAGUUAGGAGGUGGAAUGAUAGGAUUAUGCUAGUUAGAAUAGUAGUGAGAGAAGAGGUCAUAUCGAUUAUUAGUGCGUAUCGGCUGCAAGUUGGGCUAGAUGAGGAAGUCAAACGUGAGUUUUGGGAUAACCUAGGUGACCUUAUAGAUCCCAUCCCUGCCGAUGAAAAAGUUUUUAUAGGUGGAGACUUCAAUAGACACAUAGGUAAGGAGGCAGUUAACUAUAACUCAGUUCAUGGAGGGUUUGGUUAUGGUGUAAGGAACGAGAGUGGAGAGAUCUUGCUUGAGUUUGCGUUAGAAAAGGAGUUGGUUAUAGAAAACUCGAUCUUUAGAAAGAAAGAUGAGCACUUGAUUAUGUACAAAAGUGGGCAUGCAACCCAAAUUGACUACUGUUUAGUACGGAAGUUUGAUCGGUGCUCGUGUCUGGACUGUAAGGUCGUGCUAGGUACAAAGAUGCCCACCCAACAUAGGUUAUUAGUACUAAUGUUUUGUAUGAGGAGAAAGAUUGCCGAAAAGAAGAUAAAGGUCAGGCAAACGAUCAUGUGGGGAAGACUUAAAGGGGAUAUGGUCGCAACCGUGUCAAACAAGAUCAAGAAGUCGAGCUACCCAAGUAUAUUAGACGAUGCAAAUCAAAUGUAG
Amaranthus tricolor (Joseph's coat) is the source of this 1041-nucleotide messenger RNA. RefSeq lists its product as uncharacterized. The coding region runs from base 1 to 1041 and encodes 346 amino acids. The record is from RefSeq and is a predicted model, not a curated record. Gene Ontology annotation, cellular component: nucleus. Gene Ontology annotation, biological process: chromatin remodeling. Gene Ontology annotation, molecular function: catalytic activity. The transcript has 3 exons. Lineage: Eukaryota; Viridiplantae; Streptophyta; Magnoliopsida; Caryophyllales; Amaranthaceae.